GCCACGUCAUUUCUUAACCCCGACCGAGCACUGAACGGAACAAUUACAGGGUGUCUGAUACAGUGCCUCGCUCAAUUAGGACACCCCCUUUUUUUGAGACCAAGCCUGCAGUACUCCGUACCAUCUCCCCAACAUACUCCGUCUACACAGGACCGUGUUGUGGCCGCAAGAGGCCGAAAGAGGAAAAAGGGAUUCGCGGUGCUCCCUCAAAAUCCCCGAAAUGCUAAGCUGGAGUAGCCAUACGGAUGGGGGGAUCGCGGAUCACGGCCGCGGCCGGCCCUCUGUCCGUCCACCUGUCAACAAAGGGCGGCCCUGCUUGAGCCCGGCCAGUGAAUUUACUGCCUGGGCCUGGGGCCCUGGAAAGGAAUGGAAAGGUCCCUUGGCCGCCCGCAAGGUCUGGCAGUCUGGGUCACUGCAUCUGCGACCUGGAGCGUGGCCAGUGGCCCGCGGCCUCGCGGGGGCCAGGACUAGACCCAACCUUCUUUUUUUUCUCCGCGACAGCUUGAGCAAAAAGUGCAGUUUCGUCAACAAGGUUUGAUGAACAAUCGAGCCCGACACCGCUCAACACGAUGACGACUCUGUGGUUCCUCGAUCCGGUGAGCUUAAUCGUGCGCUUCUUGCCGACGGCUGGUUCGGGCAAGUAAGCAACCCUGGCCUGCCUGGCAAGGCCCUCGUGCUGCUCGUGAAUCAGUGAAUGGCACACUUUUUCUUCUCCCGUCAAUAGUCUGUGUUUGUUGUGGGUACCUGUCCCCGUGUUCGGCUACCGGGCGGCCGGGAGGAUGGAUAUUCUCGCAGCCCUACUACGCGGUCAGUACAGUGCCGUAAGCCGUACGUGUUCACGGGUACGGCACAGUGCCUGGGCCCUGGAAAACGGCCAUUUCCCCUGCCCAAUUCGGCCUCAGCCCACGCGGCGCCCAGUGGCCGACCGAUCCAACUGUGCAACUGUGCACGGUUGGCAUUGCUUUUUAUAUCCUGACCAAAUUUUAGAACGACAUCAAAGGAAACAAGGCCCAGCAGGAACAAUGAACUGGGUACCGAGCUUCUCCUGAGCAUGCCACAGAGCAUUUUGUGUUGUUUCUGGAGGUGGCUGUGGCUGGAUUGUGCGGGCAAAAUCUGCAAUCCUGUUGUACGCCUCAGUUGCCACCGGGCACCCUGUUUACAAUGGUGCACCGAUCUACUGUCUGAACGGAGCAACCUUUGCUUGCGGAGCGGUCUGGCAGUUUGGCUGUGCAGAGAGCUGAGAGCAUCAUGCCACCACAGCCCAUCGAUCAAGUGACUUGGCAAUUGCAGAAGCGAGCGUGCAGAAGAGGCCCAGAUCGUCACACGCGUCCCGCUUCCUUCGGUGCUCCGACCAGCCUGCCGCCCAAGCGAAAGGCGCCUCCACUUGCCGCGAGAUCGUGGGUCCACAGGCUGCCAGGACGGUGACCCGGCCUUGGCAAUCGCGGGGGAGACGGAGAUUUGGCCUCGUGUUGGACGGGCGACUCGGCGCGGGAUCCCCUGCGUUGUGCUGUCUCUCUUUUUCUUUUUUAGGGUUUCUCGGAGAAUUCAAAAGACUGAUGCCACCUCGUCCCUGGCUGUGUCAUCAUUGUCCGCUUCGUCGCGGUGUCGAAGAGGGUAUGGUCUGGUUCACGUUUCGCUGGGCCCCAGAAAAAAACAAACGGUCGGCGUUUUUACGUUCCAUGACGAUCGUGCUCGGCAAAUCGUCGUGGUUGGUGACUGAAAGUCAACAUGAAACCCUGCAGUGGGGGCCACUGGAACCAUACAGGCAGCCCAGGCCAUCCCCGAUCCACCACCGCCUGCACCGAGCAGUCAGCUGCCGAGUGGCAGAGUGGACACAGGCCAAGCGGGCCCAGUCGGUUUUUGGCCUGGGAGCCUGGAGGCCGCCGGGGUUGACUUCUCGAGGCGGAGAGAGAUUCCGCUGCCACUGCAGUAUCAUGAGUCGAGGACGAGGACGGGUUUGUCCAAGGCUCUAAGCUUAUCUGAGGCAUCGGGGACAAGCAGUUGUCAGCUCGUAUGUUCUGGAAUCUCUCAGGGUCAGGCCGGGUUUGAGGGGGGGGGUCCCCAUCUCUUCCAAAGCCAAGACAAAAUGACGGCUGAUCCAGGGUUCGGGGUAUGCAGCUGUCAUGACCCGCCUGUAGCCGCAUCCAGCCAGACGUCAUCGCAAAGCGUGAACCGUGAACCGUCGAGCGCCUCGCCCGUGAGCUCCAACAUGUCGAGAGCGUGGGGACUGGACUCCAGAGUCCCAAUUGCUCCUCUCUUGGUCCCCCCCUAGCGGCUCACGAACCAGUGGUAAUUCUCCCCUCCCUCCGACGAGAAACAAUAAAACCACGCCGCCAUGCCUCCCCGCCCUCGCCUCGCCCUCGCCAAAAGGCCGUUCCAGGCCCUCGCCUCCAGGUGCUGCUACUCCACCGCAAACGAGGCGCCCCUGAUCCGCGUCACCAACGUGCCCGCGCCCAACACGGGCCACAUCCGGGUCCUGGAGCUGAACCGGCCCGCGGCACGCAACGCCAUCUCCAGGGCGCUGCUCCAGGCCCUGCGCGGCGAGGUCGACGACGUGCACUCGCAGUAUGACGCGUCCACCGGCGACGAGCUGGCGCCCAAGAGCUGGAACCGGCGCUUCGGCGGCGUGGAGGGCGCCCAGGACGGCAACGGCCCCACGAGGGCUCUGGUCCUGGCCAGCGCCGUGGACAGCUCGUUCUGUGCUGGUGCCGACCUCAAGGAGAGGAGGGGCUUCACGCCUGAGGAGACGGCCGCCUUCCUCGCCCUCCUCCGCUCGACCUUCACCAACAUCUCCGCCCUGCCCAUCCCGACCAUCUCGGCCAUCAGCUCCCUCGCCCUCGGCGGCGGCCUGGAGCUCGCCCUGUCGACGCACUUCCGCGUGCUCUCCUCCAACGCCGUGAUCGGCCUGCCUGAGACGAGGCUGGGCAUCAUCCCCGGCGCGGGCGGGACGCACCGGCUCCCGGCGCUGAUCGGCAUCGGCCGCGCGCGCGACCUCAUCCUGACGGGGCGGCGCGUCUCCGCGCCCGAGGCGUACUUCCUCGGCAUCGCGGACAGGCUGGUCGAGGUGGUGGCCCCCGAGGGCGAGCAGCAGGGGGGUGACAAGGCCGCCGCGGACCAGGUGCUGUCCGCGGCGCGGCGCGAUGUCCUGAGCGAGGCUGUGCGGCUCGCCAUGGAGAUCUGCGAGGGCGGGCCCGUCGCGACCAGGGCGGCGCUGCAGGCUGUUCAGAGGCCGCAUGAGGAGGUGGAGAAUGCCAUGUAUGAGCGGGUCGUCGGGACGGAGGACCGCAAUGAAGCGCUUAAGGCGUUUGCGGAGAAGAGGAAGCCUGUAUUUAAGGGGAGGUGAUAUUCUCCCUCGAUAGAUGGGCGAGAAUCUGACUUGGUGUCAUGGCCAGUUACUGGAUGUUGUGAAUCUUGUGAUAUUGAGGCUCAUGCUAGUCCAUGCGCUGUAUGAUUCCAAUAUCGUCAGCCCAGACUUAUGACUAGAACAACAGGCGUACAUCAAAAUCGGGUUGGAACUUCCAUGCACGACCGUCCUAGCUGUUUCUUUCUAAGCGUUGUGUCAACUACUGGUGUCAACGUUAAGUGCACUGUUUGGGUAGUCUUGAGAAGCUCAAGCACUCGACCCUGAGUAGGCGGGUGUUCUUGAGCGGCAGCUCUUUCCCACCCUUAAGAUUCCAGUUUCCAAUUGAGUAGCCUCAACUCUUCAGAUUAAUUUGUUACAUGUGUCUAAUUGGCACUUCAGGAGCUAUAGGUAGAGAGAGUUUGGACGAUGGGUACCUAACUAUAACUCCAUGCCUGCUGAGUAAAUUAACCCAGAUUGGUUCGGACCAAAAUACAUCAGCAUCAACCCAGA
Diaporthe batatas is the source of this 3853-nucleotide messenger RNA. RefSeq lists its product as uncharacterized. Gene Ontology annotation, cellular component: mitochondrion. The transcript is spliced from 2 exons. Lineage: Eukaryota; Fungi; Ascomycota; Sordariomycetes; Diaporthales; Diaporthaceae. The coding region runs from base 2336 to 3343 and encodes 335 amino acids. Gene Ontology annotation, biological process: fatty acid beta-oxidation. The record is from RefSeq and is a predicted model, not a curated record. Gene Ontology annotation, molecular function: enoyl-CoA hydratase activity.